Messenger RNA from Bactrocera dorsalis (oriental fruit fly), 1235 nucleotides. RefSeq names its product rhythmically expressed gene 2 protein. The transcript is spliced from 3 exons. Lineage: Eukaryota; Metazoa; Arthropoda; Insecta; Diptera; Tephritidae. Bases 313 to 1077 code for a protein of 254 amino acids. The record is from RefSeq and is a predicted model, not a curated record.
CUCACACGACAUUGUGCCUUCUGGCCACUGUUGCGUUUUCUCUACCGCCAGUAUUUGUUUCAGUGAUUUAAAGACGUGCUUUUUGCCACCAGGUUCAAUAUAGCUGUACUGUGGAUUUUUAAAACGAAUUUUUGGAGGCAACAACUUCAAUACACAUAAUAUCCAUAUAGUACACGAACAGAACGUGCUUAUAACAGUUUGGGUUGUCUAUAAACAAACUAUCUACCGGCUAACAAUAACAACAAACUAAUUACCUCAAUAAUAACAAAAGGUGCUGACAUACAAAAAUAUUUUAAUUCGAGGCUUAUCAGAAUGAAUCGUCAUGUUCAGUUUGUUAAGAACUUGAAUCGUUUUCGCCUAGUAACAUUUGACAUCACUGAUACAUUGUUGAGGUUUCGCAAACCUCCAGGUGUGCAAUAUGCGAAUACUGCGGCAUCAAUGGGCGUAAAAAACCUUGAUCCAAACAAAAUACAAAAUUUAUUUCGCGAAGAAUUUAAAAACAUGACCAAGAGAUAUCCCAUUUACGGCCGAAAUUCGAAUGAAAUAACUUGGCAGAACUGGUGGAUGCUACUGGUGGACAACAUCUUUAAGCGUGUAGACGACAAAUUAUCGCAAACACAAAUACGCAGUAUUAGCGAACGCCUUUUCGAACAGUAUCGCUCCAAUGAGUGCUAUGUGCAUAUUGAGGGCAAUGUAGAAUUAUUAAAAAUGAUACGUGAUGUUACUAAAUAUGUUGGUGUCAUCUCUAAUAGUGAUCCCGGCUUGGAACGUGUGCUCUCAAGUAUGAAUAUAAGGCAUAAAUUUGACUUCGUGUACACCUCAUAUGAUCUGGGUGUUGAGAAACCGCAUUGUGGUGCAUUUCUGAAACCUUUAGAGAAGUAUAAUGUGCAUGCUUCUGAGGCAUUGCAUAUUGGAAAUCUUUACGAAAAGGAUUAUAUAGGUGCCCGCAAUGCUGGCUGGAGCAGUUUACUCAUUACAAAGUCGGUUGAUGAGACUCAGAAGGCUAAUCCCACACACGUGUAUUCUAGUUUAAGAGAAAUGCAUAAUGCUUUGCAAACGAUUGAUAUCGAGUGGUAAACAUAACGGACCCUAAAAUACUCGUUUUAAGUUUAAAAUUUUGCGAUGGAACUUUGUGAUUAUUCUUAACUCCUUGUUAAACAAAUGACUAAAUAUUUUAUAUUGUGCGAUAUUUUAAGAAAGAUAAUAAAAUUUUAUUGAUACUUAUUUAAUAAAAA